Messenger RNA from Dibothriocephalus latus, 453 nucleotides. The record is from the annotation of a GenBank genome assembly. Lineage: Eukaryota; Metazoa; Platyhelminthes; Cestoda; Diphyllobothriidea; Diphyllobothriidae.
CAUAGAGAAGAACCCUAUCCGUUUCCGGUGAUUUCGAAAUUACCCUGCAAUCUGGAUGCUUUCACCAACCCCAAACUGCGGUGUCUUCGAGAGCCCUGCGUAUCUGCGGCCGAACUAGAAAUAGGUCGUUUGGCGGCGUCCAGGACAAAGGACUCGCGGUCGCGACCACAAACACUCCUCGCCUUAGUAAGUAACAUGCUAUGUCGAAAUGGCGGCCGACGGGACCAGAAGGGAAAACUCAGUGCUUUAAAUGAAGGCAUUAAAGUACUACAAAAGACAAUCACUGCCUUGGGACGAAACCCAAAGACUGCAGAUACACCCACUAUAUUCGAGGCUUGUUUAAAAGGCAUCGCGCUGCGCAAAACGACACAGUUGGAAAUGCCAUCAGUGAAGGAUAAUCCGGCUACUUUCACAUCAAUAGAAGAGGCAGCGAUUCGUCUGAUUGUACGGUAG